Molecule: messenger RNA, 1181 nt
Organism: Sesamum indicum (sesame)
Lineage: Eukaryota; Viridiplantae; Streptophyta; Magnoliopsida; Lamiales; Pedaliaceae
Product: GDSL esterase/lipase At4g16230
Molecular function (GO): hydrolase activity, acting on ester bonds
Source: RefSeq, a predicted model, not a curated record
AUGGGAAAUCUUUCAUUUUGUGUUUUAUGUCAAUUGUUGGGUGUAGUAAUACUGGUUGGCUCAAGGCUGUGUUUGGGCAAAUACGUCCCAGCCAAUUUUGUUUUCGGAGAUUCUUUGGUUGAUGCAGGCAACAACAACUACAUUUUCUCUCUUUCAAAGGCAAAUUUUGCCCCAAAUGGGAUUGACUUUGGGAUGCCGACAGGCAGAUUCACCAAUGGCAGAACCAUAGUCGACAUUGUAGGACAGGAAAUCGGUUUAAUUGGCUUUACUCCCCCAUAUUUGGCACCAACCACAACUGGAGCAGCAAUUUUACAGGGUGUGAACUAUGCUUCUGGUGGAGGGGGUAUCCUAAAUUAUACUGGAAAUGUUUUUGGUGGAAGGAUCAAUCUGGACGCGCAAAUAGAUAAUUUUGCAAAUACGAGACAAGAAAUAAUAUCAAAAUUAGGUGAAGUUGAAGUCAAAAAGCUAUUUGAAAAUGCUGUGUUUUCAGUAACAAUUGGGUCAAACGAUUUCAUCAACAAUUACCUCACACCCUACGUUUCAAAACUCGAACAAAAUCUAGUCCCCCCUGAAUCCUUCGUGGGAGCCAUGAUUUCAAGAUUUAGAAUUCAACUCACGAGGCUUUACGAUAUGGGUGCGAGAAAAAUAAUAGUGGCGAAUGUUGGGCCGAUUGGGUGCAUCCCAUUUCAAAGGGACAUAAAUCCAUCUGCAGCUGCUGGGGAUGGGUGUGCUGAUUUCCCCAACCAACUUGCCCAGCUAUUCAACGCCCAAUUGAGGGCUCUUCUCACUCAACUUGGUGCAAAUCUUCACCAAUCAAAUUUUAUUUAUGCAGAUGUAUAUCACAUUGUCAAUGAUAUUAUUCAAAACUAUUCCUCAUAUGGGUUUGCCAAUGCAAAUUCAGCAUGUUGCAGGGUUGGUGGUAGGUUUGGCGGCCUAAUCCCAUGUGGUCCAACAUCAAAAGUUUGUGAAGACAGAUCCAAAUAUGUGUUUUGGGAUCCUUUUCAUCCUACGGAUGCAGCCAAUUCUAUCAUAGCAAUGCGUUUGGUUGAUGGAGACUCUGCUGAUAUCUGGCCCAUCAAUAUACGACAGUUAAUGAGAUCAAAACCCUUGGAUUAAAGCAAUUCAGAUCUGUUUAUUUUCUCUUUGCUUAUCAACACUUGAAGGAAGUACACAAUUUAUAA